GCCAAAGAUUUUGGCUCGUCAUGUGAUCAGCUGUGUCCAAUCACAACUGAUCUCAUCUCGAGAGGAGAGGAGAGCUGGUAAUCGGCAUUCCUUGGAGGGGACAUGCACACUGAUCAUCAGGGCACUGAUGAUCAGUGUGCCCUGAUGAUCAGUGUAGCCCCAGCAGUGCCACCUGUCAGUGUCCAUCAAUGCCAGCUGUCAGUGCUCAUCAGUGCCACCUGACAGUGCCCAUCAGUGCCACAUCAAUGCCACAUAUCAGUGCACAUCAAUGCAACAUAUCAGUGCUCAUC
Messenger RNA from Staurois parvus, 290 nucleotides. NCBI's taxonomy places the organism in Eukaryota, Metazoa, Chordata, Amphibia, Anura, Ranidae. The record is from the annotation of a GenBank genome assembly.